AUGGGGUGUUCUGUCACAAAAACAAAGGUAGAUGAGAAACUUAAAACACUUACAACAGACAAAUUCGAAUCAUACUUGAUAACUCAAAGUCAUUUUCAAUCACCUCCAGUACCACUAAGAAAAUAAUAUUCUAUCGAAAAGAACCCAAUUAUUUAAAGAAGAAGAUUAAAGUCUUAACAAAAGACAAGGACUACUUCAGUCAUUGACAAAUAGGAAUUUUCUGUUUGA
Paramecium pentaurelia is the source of this 228-nucleotide messenger RNA. NCBI's taxonomy places the organism in Eukaryota, Ciliophora, Oligohymenophorea, Peniculida, Parameciidae. The record is from the annotation of a GenBank genome assembly.